AUGGAUGCAUAUGAUAACCUAAUGAUUAACAUCCAAAUUGAAAAUUGGGAUGUUACACGCGGCGACCCGGAGUGGUCCGCCAUCGAGGCCACGAUCAUCCGUUGGUUCUACCAGACGGUCUUAAAGGACAUCUUCCAUACGGUCAUCGUCGAGGACGACAACGCCUGCAACGUGUGGGCCAAGAUCAACAUGCUCUUCACCGUCAACAAACUUCAGCGCCUUAUUUUCUUGCGGCAGGAGUUCUUCAGCUGUCACCAGGACAACUCCACCAUCGACGAGUACUGCAUGAGGCUCAAGAUGCUCGCCAACGAGCUUCGCGACAUCGGCGCUAAGGUCUCUGACGACCUCAUGCCGAGCAGCCUCACCACGGGUCUUAAUGAGGACUUCGGCAACGUGGCGUCCGACCUCACCCUGCUGUCGCAACCCACUUUCCAGCGCGUCGUCGCGUACCACAAACUUGAGGAGCGCCGGAUGACGAAGCUGAAGCAGCGGGUCCAGCAAACCGCACUCGCCGCCGGCACCACCCGCAGUGGCCCUGCUCCUGCGGUCGCACCCCGACGCCCAUACACGGAUGGUCCUUCACCGAUGUGA
Molecule: messenger RNA, 591 nt
Organism: Aegilops tauschii subsp. strangulata
Lineage: Eukaryota; Viridiplantae; Streptophyta; Magnoliopsida; Poales; Poaceae
Source: RefSeq, a predicted model, not a curated record